AUGGUUUUUUGUGUCUGCUUACUCCAAGAAAAGCCUCGAGAGCAGAGAAAGUCAUUAAUCUUUGUGUUCUGGGACUUUGAGAAGGCUUUCAAAAGCAUACCAAGACCUGUAAUGUGGGUCACCCUAAAGCAUUUUGAUUGUCCCAAUUGCUUUAUGAACCUCAUUCAGGUCCUACAUGGUGGAAUGUCUGACCAGGUCAUUGCCAAGAAUGCUCUCUUCAGUUUCUUUUCAAUUACAACUGGCCAGAAGCAAGGAUGCACCCUCACUCCCAUUCUGUUUUUCCUCUACCUUGAUAUCCCUGAUCAGGUUCCUGGUUGUAGACAUCCAUUACAGAAUGAACAGAGGACUUUCAACAUUGUCCACUUACAUCUUUGGCCAAGGUAUGUGAGCUACUCCCACAUACCUCGUUUCUGGUCUUCAGGUGGCUGUUAA
This is a messenger RNA of Octopus sinensis (East Asian common octopus), 432 nucleotides long. Its product is annotated as secreted RxLR effector protein 78-like. The transcript has a single exon. Bases 1 to 432 code for a protein of 143 amino acids. The record is from RefSeq and is a predicted model, not a curated record. Lineage: Eukaryota; Metazoa; Mollusca; Cephalopoda; Octopoda; Octopodidae.